This is a messenger RNA of Cuscuta europaea, 1377 nucleotides long. NCBI's taxonomy places the organism in Eukaryota, Viridiplantae, Streptophyta, Magnoliopsida, Solanales, Convolvulaceae. The record is from the annotation of a GenBank genome assembly.
UGCAGAGUACAUUCAAUUUGAGUAAUUUGAAGUACGUAGUAGAUAUAUAUUACUCCGUAUAAAUUUACGUCUUUUAAACUUGUAGGUGGCAGCUGCGCGCACGUACUAUAAUGGGGAAUUGGCUUGGUAGACUUUAUAAUUAUUAUUAUUAUGGUUCUACGAAUAGCGAAAGUGAUGCUGGUUCAAAUAAUGGGACACCAUUAUUAUCCCAUGGAGAAGGAAGUGAGCUGGAGGGUAAGAGCAGCAGCAGAGAUGAAUCAUGGUCAAACACAAGUAGCAGCACUUGCACGGAUUCCGAUGACUUUGGCGUCGGGACAUCAAUAUGGAAGGGUUUGCAUGAUCAUGACCGGCAGCUUGUUGUGUUGAAAAACCGAGGAGGAGGACGUAACAUUCAUGAAAGGUACUGGAUUAACCAUGGACGGGAGCUGGGGAGAGGAGGGUGGGGGGUGGUACGAGUCUGCAUUGAUUUGGAGUCCGGCGAAGAACUGGCCUGCAAGUCCAUCUCUAAAAACGAAAUGCUGCAGAAUGAUGAGAACGUUGAAUGUGUGAGGAGGGAGGUGGAUAUCUUGUACCACUUGAAGAACUGUCCAAACGUGGUUACCAUCAAAGGCGCUUAUGAAGAUGACGCCCAAGUCCACAUUGUGAUGGAGCUAUUGAAGGGGAAGUUGUUGCAUGACGCAAUGGCAGAGAGGCUUUCAUUCAGCCUCACCUACACAGAGGAGGAGGCUUCCAACCUUAUCACGGCUAUUGUACAAGUCAUCAAGAUGUUGCACAAUAAUGGAGUGAUACAUCGUGACAUUAAACCUGAUAAUUUUAUGUUUCAAAGUACCGACGAAACUUCUACUUUAAAGGCAAUUGAUUUUGGACUAGCAGAUUUCUAUACGCCCGGAAAGCCAUGUAAGCUUAAAAUCUUCAGUGACAAUUAUGUGGCUCCUGAAGUUUUAAGAGGCGGCAGACAUGGCCCGAAGGUUGACAUUUGGGGCGCUGGGGUCUUGCUCUACGUCCUUCUUAGUUUUAAAUAUCCCUUUUGGGGAGAGAAUAGGGACGGUAUGCUUAGAGCAGUUGCGCGCGCUGAAGUCUGUUUCAAUGGUCACCCUUGGCCAAAGAUUUCUGAUAAUGCCAAGGACCUUAUAAAGAAAAUGCUUGAACCUGAUCCACGUCAACGACUUACUGCCGAUCAAGUUCUUAAGCAUCCAUGGCUAAAAACGUCAAGAAAGCAUUACCAUGGCCACUGAUGCAGAAGACGCAUGAGAUAUGGAAUAGUAUACUAGAUCAGAGUAUUAUACUAAAUACGUAGUAUACAUUAGUUUAAUGUGUACUUAAGAAUGUAAUAAAUCAUGCAGUUUUCUCAAUCACACACGAUAUUGUACUUCAGUG